AUGGACGCCAGCGAUCAGUGCGCCGCACUGCGGCAGGCCUGCUCCGAGCUUAACGAGGGCAUCACCGAGUUGCGGCACGAUUUGGACGCCGCCACCCCUCCGAUGGUGUCAGAGUCGUCGCCGGAUUGCGCUGCCCAAGCUGACGCUGGCUCUGGGAACGUCGGCCAGCUGAGCAACGCCGCCGCAGAAGGCGCGCUUGCACCUGGGAGUCAGCCGCCGGCACAGUGCGGCACCCGAGCCGCAGCGCGAGGCGUACGGGCGCUGGCGUGGCAGCAGCAGCAGCCGCUGCAGCGUGUAGCGCCCGCGGCCAGCACUGGUGCGGCGGGCUUGGUGCUUGGCGUGAGCAUGCCAGCCACUGCUCAGCAGCGGCCGGCACACUGGGGCGUGACCACCAGGAGGUUUAUCCACCGCCGAUAUCCGCGCGGCACCGGCUCGGCAGCCCCCCGCCGCGGGCCGUGUCCCCGGGCGCGGUGGUCGUGCACCGCCGGCUCCCGCACGGCCCGCCGGAGGGGGGCCAGCACGCCUGCCGGGCGCCGGGCGCUGCCUCGGCAGCGCCCCAGCCUGCCCGGGCAGGGCAGUAGCACUCAAACGACUCGGCCGUGA
Messenger RNA from Prorocentrum cordatum, 603 nucleotides. The record is from the annotation of a GenBank genome assembly. NCBI's taxonomy places the organism in Eukaryota, Dinophyceae, Prorocentrales, Prorocentraceae.